UGCUUCCCAGCGCGCUGGCGUCAUUUCCGGUGGAUGCUGGGUUUUCGGAAAGAAGCGCGGGAUUUGCACCUCCAGAGUCUGGGUCGGUGGGAUCGCGGUGUUCCGCCACCUCCGCCCGCGCUUCCCCUCCAGCGUGCGGGCUGGAAGGGGUGGAGAGACGAGUUCCCGCGCCGUGUAGCGGCUUUAAGUGUCUCCUGUGAGGUGCCUGGUUCAGAAAGGAUGACAGAGGUGCUGGAUCUCCAUGGACAGGACUCUGAUGGGAGUAGUGAGGAGGUGGUCCUGACGCCUGCAGAACUCAUUGAAAGACUGGAGCAGGCGUGGAUGAAUGAAAAGUUUGCCCCUGAGCUGCUGGAAAGCAAGUCUGAGAUUGUCGAGUGUGUCAUGGAGCAGCUAGAGCACAUGGAAGAAAAUCUCCGAAGAGCCAAAAGGGGGGAUCUGAAAGUCAGUAUCCAUCGAAUGGAGAUGGAGAGGAUCCGCUAUGUCCUUAGCAGCUACUUGCGGUGUCGACUCAUGAAGAUAGAGAAGUUUUUCCCUCACAUCCUAGAAAAGGAGAAAACGCGCCCAAGCGAGGAGCCUUCCGUUCUCUCUCCAGAGGAGUUUGUCUUUGUCAAAGAGUAUAUGGAUCACACAGAGACCCAUCUUAAAAACGUUGCCUUAAAGCACAUGCCUCCCAACCUGCAGAAAGUGGACCUUUUGAGGGCAGUUCCCAAACCAGACCUAGAUUCCUACGUGUUUCUGAGGGUGAAAGAACGACAGGAAAACAUACUGGUGGAACCAGAAGCCGAUGAGCAGAGAGACUAUGUCAUUGACCUGGAGGAGGGCUCCCAGCACUUGAUCCGGUACAAAACCAUUGCACCUCUUGUUGCCUCUGGAGCAGUUCAGCUAAUAUAAAACAGAAAAACGAGCCUGCGGACGCGGAGUCAUGGACAGUUAGAAACCCGUUUCCUUCGUGCGGACUACUUGGACAUGGAAAAGGAGUCAGUGUGGAUUCCCUUCAUCACCACACCCUUCUAACGGCCUACUGUGCUAGCCAGCACCAGCAGAUGGAGCCCUUGCUCUGUGAGGAUACUCAGCAAAUAAAUGGACUGUCAGGUGUGUGCCU
This is a messenger RNA of Peromyscus leucopus (white-footed mouse), 1102 nucleotides long. It is a transcript of the gene Gins4, whose product is annotated as GINS complex subunit 4. Gene Ontology annotation, cellular component: GINS complex. Gene Ontology annotation, biological process: DNA-templated DNA replication; double-strand break repair via break-induced replication. NCBI's taxonomy places the organism in Eukaryota, Metazoa, Chordata, Mammalia, Rodentia, Cricetidae. The coding region runs from base 34 to 891 and encodes 285 amino acids. The transcript has 8 exons. The record is from RefSeq and is a predicted model, not a curated record.